AGUUGUUAUGGCGCGUAAAGGUUUUACCGACCCUACACUUAACGUUCUAGGGGUAUAUAAUUAAAUUAUUUUAUUUAUGUUAAACGUAGCAAAUUGUUGGUUGUGAUACAUAUAGAAAGUACUAAACAAUUGCAUCAAUUAUAGAUGAUUUUUACUCAUGGAAGUUAUGGCGUGGGGCUUUGUUUACAAACAGAAGAUCAUCUUCGUGCAGUUCGGUUAGUUUUGUGUUGCCAGGAACUUAAAUUAAAAUAUUCCUCUUUUUGCGUAAAUACCUACCCUAUUUAGUGAAUAACAUACCCAGGCCUAGCAAGUGAAAGUAAUAUAAAAUGGACGAUUCUUGUAAUUACUCGCCAAUAGCCAGUAAGGUUAGUGAUCCAGCUAACGUAGGAAGUAAAGCUGACUGUUCGGAAUCAUUUAAGAGUAGGCCUAGGCCUAAGCAUAAUGACAAUGAUAAUGGCUUUAUCAAAGGAUUGCUAAACAGAUUGCCAGAGUUAGAUAAUUCGUUUGAUCUCAUUCGAAAGGUAGGGGAAGGCACAUUCAGCAAUGUCUACCUGGCCACUUUAAAAGGUAGAAAGGAUAAAAGAAAAUUUGCCAUCAAACAUCUUAUUCCUACAACCCAUCCUAGAAGAGUAAAGUAUGAGUUAGACUGCAUGAUUCGUAUGGGAGGAAAAGACAAUGUAGUUUCCUGUGAAGCAACUAUAAGACAAGAUGACUGCAUAGUUUUCAUUAUGCCUUAUCUCCAGCAUCAGAAAUUUGCUGAUUAUGUUUUUGAUAUGACUGUAGAAGAAACAAGAUUAUAUAUGAAAAAUCUGCUUAUAGCUUUGAAGAGGGUACAUUCAUUUAACAUCAUACAUCGCGAUGUUAAACCAGGUAAUUUCUUGUACAACCGAGAGAAUAAGAAGUUUCUUUUAGUUGAUUUCGGCCUAGCCCAGAAAUCCAUUGACAGAUCUAGCACUGCACUUGAAGAGAACAACCAAACAGCUUGUGGAAAAAGAAAACGUGAAGACGAUGAUUCAGAGAAUAUGGAGAGGCCUGUUGUAAAACGAAGUGCAUUGCAAACCUUGCCGUUGGAUGUGAAUAGACAAGAAAUCCAUUCAUCGGCAAACAUACUAAAGUUUUCCAAACAACCGUUAUCAAUUCAGCAACAGAAAUGUCAGUCAGCAAAUGCAGCCUUGUAUAGUUCAAGACCACUAGUAGACCAUAACAAGCCAAUAGGCCUACAUCGAAAACCGUUGUCAUCCAACCCUUCAAAUGUCCUUAAUAAUACAAGUGAUAGUAAUCAAACAUUUCAAAGCUUAGCAACACAAAUCAAAAACAUAUCUGUAGAUAAAGGAACAAGUUUUGUGAGAGUUCAAAAUUCUCAAGUCCAAACAGGUCAAAAAUCACUCUUUCCUCGCCCUACAGCUCCUGUACCUCGUAAUGACGUUUGUGAUUGCUAUAGAAGAGCACGAAUAUGCAAUACAUGUAUAACUCGUAAAGCAUUAAAUGCUCCAAGAGCUGGAACACCAGGUUUUCGUCCCCCAGAAGUUCUUUUGAAAUAUCCUUACCAAACGACUGCUGUUGACAUUUGGGCAGCUGGAGUCAUGAUGUUGUGUAUCUUGAGUGGUUGUUACCCUUUUUUCCGUUCCCCUGAUGAUAUUACGGCACUAUCCGAGCUCAUAACAAUCUUCGGGUCGUCAGCAAUCGUAAACCUGGCCAGGAAAUUAGGCAGGAAUGUAAUUUGUAGUGAAAACCGUAAGCCAGUGAACCCUAUGAUUCUUUGUGAAUUUCUUCGUCGUCGAAAGAUUGAUGGGGAAAAGCCACAACCAGGACAGCCUUUGUGCGAAGAGUGCAAGAAUGCAAUCAAUGAAAAGUAUGGCUGCUUGUGUGAAAGUAAGUGUAAAUUAGACUUAUCCAAUACACUAUUUCCUAGAUCAGCUUUCGAUUUGCUUUGCAAGUUAUUGGAUUUGAACCCAGAAACUCGAAUCACGGCAGAAAAAGCACUGCAGCAUCCCUUUAUAAAUGGUUCCAGCUAAAGUUAACUUACUGCAAUGACUUAGUGUCCUGAAAAUCUUUUAGCCCAAUACACUAAGCCCCUUUAACCUACCUUUUCAACCAGGAGAGCCGCAAGAGAGUAAUUCAGCUUAGUCUAGUAGUUCUCUCUACUUGUACAUAUUUGGCUGAGAUUUUCAGGUAUACUGAGUAAGUUACUGUUUAAAUCUAAACGGCAUAGGCCUAAGUUAGGCUGUUGUUUAAUUUUUUACUAUGUAAAAGUCCUUGUAAAACUAAAAGGUUUUUUAGCUAGGCCUGCUCAAAAUAAAGUAAUUGUUAUAAAAAGAUAUAAAUUGCCUAUUUAAUAAAUUUAGGAUGUUAUUUAAUUUAUGUGAACCAAUGUAUUAAGUUAAAUGCCUUUAAGGUGCAAAAGUUUUAUGUUAAUUAAUUUUAGGUUCACUUAUAGAAAACAUUUCUUCUUGACAAAUAGGCCUGAUUGUUUUCUUCCUCGACUUUUUGCCAUAGGCCUAUACCUCAGUUUUGUCAAGCUGUUAUCGUAGAUAGUCUUAAAUUCUAAAUUAGACCAUAGCAGUGUCACCAAUUUUAGAAAUGAUUUUGGAAACAUC
This is a messenger RNA of Macrosteles quadrilineatus (aster leafhopper), 2597 nucleotides long. It is a transcript of the gene Cdc7, whose product is annotated as cell division cycle 7-related protein kinase. The transcript has a single exon. The record is from RefSeq and is a predicted model, not a curated record. Gene Ontology annotation, cellular component: nucleus. Gene Ontology annotation, biological process: protein phosphorylation; mitotic DNA damage checkpoint signaling. The coding region runs from base 327 to 2015 and encodes 562 amino acids. Lineage: Eukaryota; Metazoa; Arthropoda; Insecta; Hemiptera; Cicadellidae. Gene Ontology annotation, molecular function: ATP binding; protein serine/threonine kinase activity.